Molecule: messenger RNA, 3705 nt
Organism: Pimephales promelas (fathead minnow)
Lineage: Eukaryota; Metazoa; Chordata; Actinopteri; Cypriniformes; Leuciscidae
Source: RefSeq, a predicted model, not a curated record
UCUAUAGUGUGGACGGACAGACAGACUUGCUGUCGCUGGAAUUUUAUCGCGUUGCGUGUAGUUAGGACACGAUGUUAUGUUCAAAUAUACAAUCGAAACACAGCAAAUCAAACCAACAUCAGACAAGACACAAAAAAAUAAAAAAAUAAAAGAAAUGACAAAUACAAAUACAAACACAAUGAAUUAUAUAGCCUAAUGAAUUAUAAUUAUUAUUAUAAACAUCUGUCAAAACUAUAAAUCACUUUUUGACACCAGCUACCUUACCGGUAUAUAUAGCCUAGCCUACUACUCUGGGGUUAUUAAAUAAAGCAUGAUAUUGUCUGUUUGUGUACUAAUAUUUCACAAGUUUAUUUUAAAAUGUUAAAAAUGUAUUUUGUUCCCAAUAAUCCGUAAACAUCUGUACUGAGACACAGUAGGUCUGAUUUCUACCGUUUUUUCCUAACUUAUGCCUCCAUUUCACAGGAGUGUAACUGACCAGAGAGUUACACUGAAUGUGUUUAUAUGGUAAAAAGGCUCAUUUGUAAGUUUUGUCAACUCAUUUGUCUGCAAAAUUUGUGCACAUGAGAAGAAAUAACCACACUUUACUGUAGCAACAACCAGGUCAGUUACUGUCAGGUAAAUGUGUGUGUUCAGAUUAAUGAGGAGGUUUUUCUGGAUCUUAAAGUACUUUAAAAGGCAAUCACUUUCGAAACUUCUGCCAAUUUUCAGAAUCGAUUUAUUUUCUUUCAUCUUUCUUAUCUUUUCCAUUUUUUGGGAACACAAACGUGUCACUGUCAACCAUUGCUUAUUCUGAUCACUUAUCCUGGGCUUUGUGUUGUUUUUCCUGUUGAUUUUAUAAAUGAUGCAUGUGUGUUUCCGAGGGUUAACGUUUGUUAAUUUCUUGGCUGCCAUUUGCAAAUAUUUGAUACAGUUUAAUAGUUUCUGUUUCGUUAUAAACAUUUGUUGUUUAGUGUAUCAGCUUUCCUCUUGUAUUGUUGUCAUGGCAGGGACAUUUAUUCAUCCGUAUUGAAGUUUUAAUAAAGUAGGUCCUCAUAAACCUUGUUUGCCAUGACUAUAGAAUUGUGUAAUUAUUUUGGCAGUGAAUGUUCUGGGUGUGUUUUGAAGAGCUGGAGAUCUGGAAAUCACAGACCGAGAGCAGCAUCUCUGAUACGAGCAGGAAAACAGCUGAACGUAGUGGAAAAUAAUGUCCAGCUGGAACAAAUAACAGGCUAGAAAUAACCCUUAAAGACUUUAAGACUGUCAGGACAAUUUCAUAUCUCAUAAAAAUAUUUCAAGACUGAAAAAGCUGCUAUCUGUCUCCUAAUGGAGCUAAAAUGGACACUUCUUUUUGGUCUCUUUCUGCCGUCAUCUAUGUUUAUAAGGACAACAGAUACGUUUGAGUCGACCACAGAUACGCUUAAUUUGUCUGAGAUACCUGGGUCUGAGAGCACAACUGAAAUACUUGCUACGAUAUUACCUGAGAGCAAAACUGAAGUGUUUGUUAGCAUCUCAUCACCUGAUAUGGACUUUCAGAACACUAGCUCUGAUUCAAAAUGUAAAGACAUCGAUGAGUGUAAAGAUCCAGAUGUUUGCGGCACAAACGCAGUCUGCAUAAAUCUUCCAGGCAGCUUCAUCUGCGAAUGUCACCCGGGUUACAGUAACUACGGCAACAACCAGUCAAAAUGCACCGAAAUGGACUGUGAUCAGUUUAAACCUCGACCUGAUGCAGAACACACACCGGAGAAGUUGAAGCAUUUGAUGUCACUGUUGAAGAACAGCUGUGAGUCUCUGAAUGACACACAGGGAGAACAUUUGACCGGGAAGGAGUUACUGGAGAACUUGUGCAAUUCAACUAAUGAACUCCUGUCGGAUGAAAAAAUCGCUGACGGCGAGACAAUGAGUCAGUUUCUGGACACGGUGGAGAAAGGCUUGCGUCUGAUUGGACCUCAGCUUAAAGAGCCUGUGAGCAGGAUGGAGACGCACAACACCUUCGCUGAGGUUGCAGUCAGGCGGGGUCAGGCUCCGCCCAGUGGGCGUGUCAUUCUGAGCACAGACUCCGCCCUCCUCAACUCCAGCUGGGAAACAGUUGUUGGGAAAUCAUAUCCAGGUUUUGCGUUUGUGGCGCUGGUCAGUUAUAAAGAUAUGAACUCAUCCAGCGAUCAGUUUCACACGAUGAGCAGAGAGAGAUCAGAUGAUAGAGACAGAAAAAUCACUUAUCAACUCAACUCGAAGGUGGUGACGGUGGUCGUCAGUAAUCCCGAAACCAAACAGCUGUCUGAGCCGGUGACGCUCAUCUUUACACACGAGCAGGAGAGGGCGGAGUCUGAGGGCGUGGCUCAUUCCUGUGUGUUCUGGAAUGAGGCGGAGGGGGCGUGGUCUGGGCGGGGCUGUGAGAGGGUGUGGUCUAAUGACACUCAUACAAAGUGUUCCUAUUCUCAUCUCAGUAGUUUCGCUCUGCUCAUGGCCCUCUACCCUGUCCAGGACUCGUUUGAGCUGGUGUUGAUCACUCGUGUGGGUUUAGUUCUGUCUCUGCUCUGUUUAUUUCUCUGUAUCCUGACGUUUCGGUUCUGCCGCUCCAUCCAAGGAACCCGAAACAGCAUUCAUCUUCAUCUGAGCGUGUGCCUCUUCAUCGCAGACCUCGUCUUCCUCUGCGGGAUCUCCAGCACUCACGAUCAGGUUGGGUGUGCGAUUGUGGCCGGGCUGCUUCAUUUCUUCUUCUUGUCUGCGUUCUGCUGGAUGCUGCUGGAGGGGGUUCAGCUCUACCGGAUGGUUGUGCUGGUGUUUCACACCACAGUUAAACAUCUCUACAUGUAUGCGGUGGGAUACGGAGUCCCUCUCGUCAUCGUCAUUAUCUCUGCCAUCUCUUUUCCGCUGGGAUACGGCACCGAUCGACACUGUUGGCUCUCUCUAGAUGGUUAUUUUAUCUUGAGUUUUUUCGCACCCGUCUGCAUCAUCGUCCUCCUCAACUGUUUCUUCUUCAUCAUCACUGUGUGGAAACUGGCCAACAAAUUCUCCAGUCUCAAUCCAGACCUCUCCAAACUCAAACAGAUCAGGAGUUUUACGAUGACCGCAGUGGCUCAGCUGUGUGUUCUCGGAGGGACGUGGGUCUUCGGCUUCUUCCUCUUCCAGGAGAACGGGACUGAAGUCAUGUUGUACCUCUUCACCAUCCUCAACAGCCUCCAGGGGGCGCUCAUCUUCAUCAUGCACUGCCUGCUGUCCAAACCGGUCAGGACGGAGUAUUACAACCUGUUUGGCCGUCCACAUAAGAAGAAAGCAAAAUACCGCGUCAGCCAGUCCAACAGCAGUCAGAAAUCUCUGCGGAGCGACGGCAGCACAGCCGAGUCACAGAUGUAAAGUGCUGGUGGGUUUUUACAAACGCUUCAAGGCACUUGAACACUUUCGGCAACAAAUUAAGACUUCCACAAAGGGUUGUUGUCAUCCGAUGAAUAAUGCAGAUGUGGGUUCAUCAUAUAGCCUAGUGCAUUUGCCAACGAGACAAAAAAAAAAAUGUAUCCAAUGCAAAUGCAAUUACUUUAUUAUCUUUAAUCUUUGUCUGUUAUAUUUCACAGUGUUAUUUCAUAUUUCACUCCUAAUAGUCUAUUUAUAAAUGCAUUAUAAUUAAUGCUAUAUCUAUGGAUUAUAUCUAGUCUAUACUAGAAUAGAUAUAAUGCAUAGAUAUAGCGGUAAAUACUAAUAUUUCCCAAAAAAUAUAUAUUAAAAUGCUUU